AUGACUUUGGAAAACCUCAGAAAAGAUCCUCUGCUCGACGUUCCCUCGCCAUCCAUUCGAAAGGCAGUGCAUGGUGGGCUACCUGUAAAUCAUCCACGAUUAUGGAACUUUUUAGUGGAGAACAGAACAGUAUUGGCAGCGUCGAGUGCAGCAAUCACAUCUGUGCUCUCUGGUUUUCCGUUUGAUUCAGUCAAGACCCGAAUGCAAACCCAUCACUAUGACUCCUUACUCGAUUGCGUAAAAACAACUUAUCGAGAGGAAGGCGCAAGAGGCUUCUUUAGAGGCAUGAUCCCACCCCUGGUGACUGUGAGUGCUAUCAAAUCGGUGGCAUUUUCUGUAUACGAAGGCACCAAACAUCGUCUCAAGCAUUAUCGUGGAUUGGAGGGUGAUACACUUGGAUCCUUGAGUAUGUUGGCAUCACUCAGUGGUGCUUCAAGUGGUGCAUUCAUUGCUGUUCUCAGCUGUCCUCUCGAACUUGUCAAGAUUCAGCGUCAAUUGGAACAAAUGGUUGCCAAGGAGACUGCCGGAUCAUCCGCCAACAACACCAACGGCAGCAGCAGUUGGCAUGCAGCACGACAAAUUGUACGACGCAAAGGCAUCUUUGGAUUGUGGAGUGGAUUAAGAUGUCACACGAUACGAGAAACGCUUGGCACAUCGAUUUACUUUGGCACCUAUGAAACGGCUAAACGUGUAUUGAAUGGCAACCAAAACAACACACCUGCAAGCCCAAUGACCCAUUUCAUGGCAGGAGGCAUUUGCGGCGUUCUCAGCUGGCUGAUUGUUUUUCCAGUCGACCUCGUCAAAUCACGUUUACAAAAGAAUGUCAUGAUGCCAGAGCCAAGACUCAACACAAUUCGUGCUUGCGCAACUGAUGUAAUCAAGCAGGAUGGUAUCCGUGGUCUAUACCGUGGUCUCAACGUCACCUUGAUACGUGCAUUUCCUAUCCAUUCGCUCCAAUUUCUCGUUUUGGAAUAUGUCUACAGCCUCAUCCCACCAGCACAUCCUUUGCAACAACAAUAA
Molecule: messenger RNA, 1020 nt
Organism: Lichtheimia ornata
Lineage: Eukaryota; Fungi; Mucoromycota; Mucoromycetes; Mucorales; Lichtheimiaceae
Exons: 5
Coding region: 1-1020 (339 amino acids)
Biological process (GO): transport
Molecular function (GO): transmembrane transporter activity
Source: RefSeq, a predicted model, not a curated record